AUGGCUUCAGCCACGCUGGCUCAAGAGAGUGCAGUUUUGGAACGGGACUUCGUACUGUUGGUCACUGUUAAGGAUUUGGGAAACCCAAAGGCUAUGCUGGAGACUCAUAGCACCAUUUCCAAUCAUAGGGCAUUGAUGGUUUCCUUGGUUCCCAAAUUUACGCUGCCAGCCCACCGGCCAGAGAUCGUUUUCGUGGUUGACAGAAGCGGAAGCAUGAGAGAUAAAAUGCCAAUGGUCAUAUCUGCAAUGAAGGUUUUUCUGAAAUCUUUGCCAGUGGGAACCCAUUUCAAUAUCUGCUCCUUCGGCACCAGUUACUCAUUUCUGUGGGCAAAGUCAAAACAAUACACACCGGACAGCUUGAAAGAGGCUCUCCAGCGGAUUAGAACUUUCCUAGCUAAUCUUGGAGGGACUGAGACAUUGAAAGCACUUACCGCCGCGAUCGAAAAUCGAUUACCGGACUUGCCACUGGAGAUUAUGCUCCUUACAGACGAGAAUAUAUGGCAGCAAUCGGAGUGUUUUGAAUACCUAAAUGGCGAAGUCAACAAGAGUCAGGGAAAGAUCAGAGUGUUUCCACUAGGUAUAGGGGAAAGCGUUUCACAUGCUUUGAUCAAUGGAAUUGCCCGAGCAGGAAAUGGGUUUUCGCAGACUGUACAGCGUGGCGAAAAUAUGGGGAGAAGUGUUGUCCGUAUGCUGCGCGGCGCACUGCACCCCCAUAUCACGGAUUACACCGUGGCAAUUAAAUACGAAUCCGAAGACGAUGAUUUCGAGAUCAUCGAAAGAGUCACAGACAGUAUGAAGUUCCUCCUCUCGAAUAUUGACAAGAAACCUGAACAACCGGAAGAGCAAAAUCUCCCUACAAUCUCUCUGUUCGAUCCAACCGUUGAAGACCUUGAAGAUACAGUCAUGCAGGAUGCACCUCCUCGACAGCUACCAGACAUACCGACGCCAAAACUCUUACAGGCCCCGGACAAGAUUCCUUCGUUGUUUCCAGGAGUCAACACGGUAGUAUACUUGUUGAUGUCUCCGGAAACAAUCCAGCGAAACCCAACAACCGUGGUUCUGAAAGGUAAAUCUGCACAUGGGCCGGUGGAGCUAUCCAUUCCUAUCGAGAUACUUCCGGUACCAUCCAAUACUAUACAUCAGCUAGCAGCUAGAAAGGCUACCCAAGACCUCGAGGAAAGCAGAGGUUGGGUCUACAACGUGGAAGAAGACAAAGGUGGUUUGAAAGACUGUUAUCCAUCCCAGUUCGCCGAUAUUGUGAAGCGGGAGGCUGUACGCUUAGGACAGCAAUUUCAAAUUGCUAAUCGAUGGUGCUCUUUCGUAGCUGUCGCGGAUAAUGACGCCGAAAGUAUUGAAACAUUUAAUUCCGUGGUCGUUGAGAAUCUACAACAGAGCAAAGAUCAAGUCAAAGUGAACGCGAGGACCCGUCCGGCUUCUGAUGGGUUUUCCGAACGAAUGACAAGAAAUCGUCAAGUCAUACCACCACCAAUACUUGACGUGAGCAACAAGCUCAGCCGGUCUGUUAGAGGUUCAACUACUACCGCGACUACAAACACUCAUACACUCAACCCUACGGCUUCAUUCUGGCGCUCUUCGGGAGUUUCUGUUAGUUCAAAUGAAGCCACAUCCAUGUCAAUGGCCCAGGAUGUGCACCCAGGAGUCAGAAGACAGGAAGACUCAGUACCAGGGACAGAUUAUGAUUAUGGUACUUGCUAUAGAAUGCGCGAUACUUAUGAAGGUGACUCUUCCCCGAAUUUCGACCAUACCUACAAUAGUGCAAUCUUAUACCGUAGGACCGCGCCAGCACGGCGUCGUCGUCGUCAGGAAAGCAGAGCUAUCGCCCCUUCAAAUUCCUCUUCCGAAAUUGCGAGUGGAAAAGAUUGGGCCAUUGCUUCUUCGGUAGAAAGAGUUUUGAAAAUCAUCGACCUUCAACAAUUUGAGGGUACCUGGAUUCUCCUACCAGAUAUUGAGCCCAUCCUCCGCUUCAAGGUUCCUCAGGAUGUCUUCGACGUUGCGAAGAAUGCCACUGCCAAAAAAAUGUGGAUCACCCUGAUUGUUCUAUACUUCCUUGAGCAGACAAUGGCAAGAGAGGUGGAAAUUUCAGAACUUGUCAUUGCUAAGGCAAAAAUGUGGUUGUCUAGCACGAAGGCCAAGUCUGUACCAGAGAUUGAACAGAUGAAGAAGGCAGCUUUGGAGGUUGUGGGGCAAGGAAAUGGUACUGUUGGUUAG
Molecule: messenger RNA, 2229 nt
Organism: Sclerotinia borealis F-4128
Lineage: Eukaryota; Fungi; Ascomycota; Leotiomycetes; Helotiales; Sclerotiniaceae
Source: the annotation of a GenBank genome assembly